AUGACAAAAGAUCGUGAUAUAUAUGAAAAUAUUAAUAAUAAAUCAUCACUAAUAACUGAAUCAAUUUAUAGGAAUCCAGUUUUUGAUGAUCAUUAUGAAGAUACAACAAACUUACCAUUACUAAAUAAUUCAUCAUCAUCAAAUAAUACUGAACAAUCACCUUAUGAAGAAGUAGCUGUUAAUAUAUCAAAUAAAGAUGAUUCAACAAUAUUAUGUCUUACAGUUCGUUCAAUAUUUAUUGGUAUUUUAUUAACAUGUGUAAUGGCAUUUAUGUCUCAAUUUUUUGCUUUUCGUACAUCACCAUUAGAUCUUGAUAUUGGUAUUAUUAUAUUACUUGCAUAUAUGCUUGGUAAAUUAAUGUCAAAAAUAUUACCAGAACGUAUAUUUCAUAUAACAUUAAAUCCGGGUCCAUUUACAUAUAAAGAACAUGCUAUGAUUACAAUAAUGGCUGCAUCAGGUACACAUACAUAUCAGGGUAUUGAAACAUUGAUCAUUCAACGUUUGUAUUAUAAAUAUCAUCUUAGUCAUGUUAAUUCAGUAUUAUUUCUGAUAAUAAUGCAUUUUAUUGCUAUAUCAAUAUCGGGUAUUUUAAAAAGAUAUCUCAUAUGGCCAUCUUUUAUGAUAUGGCCAAAAGCAUUAAUGGGUUGUUCUUUAAUACGUACAUUAAUUAAUGAAGAUGAAUUCUCUAACAAUAAUUCUCGAUGGAAAAUGUCACGUUCGAAAUUUUUUUGGUUAAUUGUUUUAUUUCAAUUUUUUUGGUAUUGGUUUCCGGGUUAUAUAUUUCCUCUUUUAUCAUUUAUUUCAUUGAUUUGUUUUAUGGCACCAAAAAAUAUUAUUCUUUCACAAGUAACAGGUGCAUAUGGACUUGGUCUAGGUACAAUAGAACUCGAUUGGAAUGCUUGGGUCAGUUAUUUAGAUUCACCUAUUCUUGUACCAUUUUGGGCACAUGUCAAUAUUUUUGCUGGAUUUAUCGUUGUUGUUUGGAUUAUAACACCGAUUAUUUAUUAUUUAAAUAUUUGGGAUUCACAAAAAAUGCCUAUUAUUUCAAAUAGAGCUUUUGAUAAAGAUGGCUAUUUUUUUAAUAUGACUAAAAUAUUGACCGAAGAUUUUCAUGUAAAUAAAACUGCUUAUGAGAUCUAUGGUAAUUAA
This is a messenger RNA of Rotaria sp. Silwood1, 1149 nucleotides long. The record is from the annotation of a GenBank genome assembly. Lineage: Eukaryota; Metazoa; Rotifera; Eurotatoria; Philodinida; Philodinidae.